Molecule: messenger RNA, 402 nt
Organism: Cladophialophora bantiana CBS 173.52
Lineage: Eukaryota; Fungi; Ascomycota; Eurotiomycetes; Chaetothyriales; Herpotrichiellaceae
Exons: 1
Coding region: 1-402 (133 amino acids)
Source: RefSeq, a predicted model, not a curated record
AUGCCGUCCACCAUCAUCCCGGCGUCGCGCAACGCCUCAGCCUCCAGCAGACAAGCCAGCGGCACCUUCACGGGGACAGUGUGGAUGGACCCGAUCUACAUCGACGCGGGGCCCAACAUCAACAUCAACCACGUCAUGUUCACGCCCGGGGCGCGCACGUACUGGCACACGCACGAGAAGGGCCAGCUUCUGCGUGUGCUGGCGGGCUCGGGCUGGGUGUGCGACAAGGGCGGCGAACCCAGACGUCUGAACGUCGGCGACACGGUCUGGUGCGACCCCGGGACAACCCACUGGCACGGUGGCGAUGAUGGGAGUUUCAUGCUCCAUCUCGCCGUCAGCCACGGCAAGACGGUCUGGCACGACGAGGUCACGCAGGAAGAGUAUCAGGCCAAGAAGAAGUGA